AUGGUUCCUAUUGGAAACACCUUAUCAACAAACACACGACCUAAUAGACUUUUAAUACAUGCCUCCAGUCGCUUAGGUAGCAUUUGUUUUGAGGUACUGAGACCAAGACUGGGAGACUGGGACUUAGUAUUAUAUUUGGUAGCUAGAGAUUGGACAGAUGAGAAAUGCGGGAAGCUUGUUCCUAAUAAUGCAACAUCCAAGAGUGAAAAUUUUACAAUGUGGAAUUGCUUUGACAUGGGAUAUGAAAGUCUAGCAUGCAGUGUGAAGGAAAGUACGAAGCUGUAUUUUCACAGCUUAAGAGCUGCACAUAUUGAGAAAGCAAAGACGAAGCAAAUAAAAUUUGCACUAACCGAUACAAAGUCACAGGGCAUGGCACAGUCAUUAGCAGAGAAGCAUGCUGAAAAAGAAGGCGCAAAGGCAGCGAAGUUGGCUUUGCAGAAGGCUCAGUGCGUAAUAGGUCCCAUGAUAUCUGUUGGAUGGGACUUCUAUGAGGUAGUGUAUUAUGGUGGGAGUGAUGCAGAGGGUUUUAUUAGGUUUAGUGGCUCUUUGUUUGGUUCAUAUGUUGGUGGCUUCUUUGGGGAACAAAGGCUUGGCAGACUUGGUUUUCUAAUGGGAAGCCAAAUGGGGAGUUGGUUUGGUGGUAGAAUUGGCCUAAUACUCUAUGAUACUGUUAAUGCAACCCAUUUCUUGAUUAAUCUUAGGAACUAA
Arachis ipaensis is the source of this 708-nucleotide messenger RNA. The record is from RefSeq and is a predicted model, not a curated record. Lineage: Eukaryota; Viridiplantae; Streptophyta; Magnoliopsida; Fabales; Fabaceae.